Molecule: messenger RNA, 420 nt
Organism: Racocetra fulgida
Lineage: Eukaryota; Fungi; Glomeromycota; Glomeromycetes; Diversisporales; Gigasporaceae
Source: the annotation of a GenBank genome assembly
AUGUUGUCUACAAUUACUCGAAUCUUACAAAGUAAAGACCAACGAUUUUCAAAUGAGAUUGUAAAUCCUGAAGCUAAGCGUCAUAAAUCUGUUACUUUUCUAGAGCUUGAACUAGCACUUAAGGAAUUUAUAUUAAUAUACCAAAAUCGUACUAUUCUAAGUGAUGCUAUGAUAGUUGAAAAAGCCAAAUUAUUAGCAAAUGAACUUAGUGUUCCUGAAGGCAAAUUACAUUUUUCUGCUAGGUGGCUUCAAAAAUUUAAGGAACGAAAUGGAAUCCGUCAAAUAAAACUUUAUGGAGAAGCAUCAUCUGUUAAUGAGAAUAUUGUUAUUGAAUCAUUACCAUUAUUGCAAACUAAAUGUGCUGAAUAUCCUUUUGAUCGUAUUUAUAAUAUAGAUGAACCUGGACUUUUUUACCAGUAG